Molecule: messenger RNA, 846 nt
Organism: Fusarium proliferatum ET1
Lineage: Eukaryota; Fungi; Ascomycota; Sordariomycetes; Hypocreales; Nectriaceae
Exons: 1
Coding region: 1-846 (281 amino acids)
Source: RefSeq, a predicted model, not a curated record
AUGGCAUUCUCCUCAGUAUACAUGGCUUUGGAGCCGUAUCUAGACAUCCCCUUCAACGCAUCUCUCAGCGGAAUCCUCUUCCUCGCUUACCGCUGUCUCAUCUCAAAGCCCAUCCUUCUCCUCACCAUCGUCUACACCACCAGCGCCAUCAUCGUCCUCUUUGAUCGAACCUCGACCAAAAAAGAAAUGGCCAAAACCAUGGCCGAACUACCCCUCGGCCUCGGCUCCGUCCUCUGGUUCAUCGUCUCAGGCAGAUCGACCAAAGUGCAAUGGCUCCACGCGUUCACCAUUUACGUCAACUUUGCUGUCUACGGCAAUAUUCUGAUGAUGGUCGCGACACCUUCUGGAGGGACCUUCCGUGGGAUUAGCUGCAAAGUCGCUUGCAUCUCUCUUUCAGCUUGGAUUAUUCUGCAAGGGUAUCAAGUGCAGUGGGAAACUAUCAUGCUACAUGACGACCUUUUUGUUUUCACCGCUGCUUCCAAGAGCUGGAUUUUUGCGCACGCAGCCUACCGAUUCAUUCUGCUCACGCUGCCAUGCUUUGGAUCCGGAAGACGUCACCGGCUCAUGGAGGUGUAUUCUCUUGGUCUGACGUAUUUAUUGUCAUGGAGUACUGGACUGCCGUUUGAGUACUGCUUCGGUAUGGCGGAUACAAUCGUGGCGCCGGCAGUCACAGCGUGGUCAUCCAUUUCCAAGACUUUUAAUCUUAUUCCACGUGAUGCAGGAAACGGUCAGCCAUCUGCGAACGGUAUCUCGGACACUGGAGAUGUAUACCUGGGAAUCGUUGCACUUGCUGUAGCUGCUUAUGCAGGCCUUAACAUGCUCUCUCUAGGUCGUCUUGUAUUUUAG